Molecule: messenger RNA, 850 nt
Organism: Pseudonaja textilis
Lineage: Eukaryota; Metazoa; Chordata; Lepidosauria; Squamata; Elapidae
Source: RefSeq, a predicted model, not a curated record
GAGAAGGGCUCCAACCCCCCAAAUCAAGAGGCCCAGAAGCCCAGUGAGACGCAGGAGGGGAAGCCGCCUCCCUCGGCCCAAGGAGGAGCUACAGAAGACCCCAAGAAGAAAGUGGGCGUGCUGAAGAGGAAGUUAGAGCCUAUCACAGUUGCUGAAACCUGGAAGGAUGGCCCUUACGUCUUCAUCCUUAGCAUCACAAACCCCUUGCCCAACUGGGAGAUCUCGAUUGACAUUCAGAUGAAACAUCCUGACUACAUCUACAUCUCCGCCUCGGAGUGGCCCCUCAAGGUGUUUUACAUGGUGAUGUGCAUCGUGUACGUGCUCUAUGGCGUGUUGUGGCUGAUCCUGCUGGCCUGCUACUGGCGGGACAUUCUGCGCAUCCAGUUCUGGAUCGGUGGCGUCAUCCUGCUGGGCAUGUUGGAGAAGGCCGUCUUCUACGCCGAAUUUCAGAGCAUUCAAAGCGAGGGAGAAUCAGUCCAAGGCGCCGUCAUCUUCGGCGAGGUGCUGUGUGCCGUGAAGCGCAUGUUGGCCCGGGUGCUCGUCAUUCUCGCCAGCCUGGGAUACGGCAUCGUCAAGCCGCGCCUGGGGGCCCUUCUCAACCGCGUGGUCGGCGUCGGGUUGAUGUACCUGGUCUUCUCUAUCAUCGAAGGCGUCCUGCGGGUGAAAUCGGAACAAGCUAACAUGGUCACCUUGACCUGCGAGAUAUUUCUCGCUUUUGUGGACUCCUGUAUCACCUGGUGGAUCCUGAUCAGCGUGGUGCAGACCAUGAAGCUGCUGAAGCUGCGAAGAAACCUGGUUAAACUCUCUCUCUACCGCCACUUCACCAACACCCUCAUCUUCGCCGUCAUAG